AGCACAAUCUCGUGGCUUGGUGUCCCUCUCCCCCCCCCCCCCCAGUAGUACGACUGGUGGUUUGCGCCCGACGGUGAGAUCGGGCCUGUCUGUCGGUGGAUUGUUAGAACGGAGAAUUUCAAGCUGCUUCUUGUUCAUUCCUCUCCCUCCUAAGCCCCCCUUGCUUUGUGGUUUGGUCUGGAGUUGUAUUCACUUGCUUUAACCUACCUGAGUUUUGUGUGUGUCGAGAGGGACUUCCCUGUUUCCUCCUCCGUUGAGGUCGCCUCUUCCCCGCCUUCUUUCCUCUUUUUCUCCUGUUAUCUUUCCCUCUGUCUUGUGUAUACCUCUUGUGUGUUUCCCCCACCCGGGCUCUUCGCUCGUUUAUGGACUGGGAGAGGUGUUAGUGUCAUGUCCGUCAACUCUCUUCCCUCCCCGUCCUCUUCGUCCCCGCUCGGUCGGAAUCGCUCCUCCAUCCUAUCCAAAUUUCGCUCACAGUUGGGUCAACGGAACCGUAGCAUCACCGACUUCUAUAUCGAACCCGACGAUCCAUGGCGCUCUUAUUUUCCCGGCGACGUGAUUAAAGGCACCGUCGUGUUGACGGUUGUCCGACCCGUUCGAAUAACGCAUAUGGUGGUGUGUUUGUAUGGGGUUGUCAAGGUUUUCAAAAAUAACGCCCCGGCCGGCGAAGCGCUUCCGGACCUGGGGUUUCUAGGCCCUGGACGCGGGCGUCGCGGUGCGGAGUAUUUGGGUAAUGGUGUCGCGACCUUGUUCGAAGAUGAGGUUGUUCUUUGCGGCGAAGGACGUCUCAAGGAGGGAGUUUACAAAUUUCGCUUUGAGAUGUCAUUCCCUCCGUAUGCUUUGCCCAGCAGCAUCAGCUUCGAACGAGGAACUAUCUCUUACUUGCUUUCAUCCACUCUAACAAAACCCACAACGAUAAACCCUACACUGUCCUGCCGAAGACGCAUUAAUUUACUAGAAAAUAUUGAUAUCGCUCCUUUCCCGGCGCCCAAAGCCCGGGUAGUCACACUCGAGCCUGUUUCGAGGCGCUCAAAAUCCAAAGCAAAGGCCAAAUCAGCCGGAUCAGACGCGCCGGACUCGGGAUCGCUUGAGCCACCAGCAAAUGGCGGGGCUGCUGGCACAGACCACCGUCCUCCUUUAAGCCCAGCACCCAGCAAUGUCAGCUCUUCAAGUCGGCUCAGUAAUAGUAGCCAGAGUUUCCAAAUCGUCACCGAUCCGGGUUCGGCUGCGAGUAACGGCGUCCGUAACAGCGAGGCCCGGAGCACCACCCCUUCCGCUUCUGACAAAAUCAUCACAGCUAAGGCUGAAGUCCUGCGCGCUGGCGUGCUUCCUGGUGAUACAUUACCCAUAAAGAUUACUAUUAAUCAUUGCAAACAAGUGCGCAGUGCGCAUGGAAUCAUCAUUACCCUUUACAGACAAGGGCGUAUUGACCUUCACCCGGCCAUCCCGAUUGGAAAUCAGACCGAUGGCAAAAAGCUAGUCUAUGAAGAUUGUUAUCCGCGGUCUCGGACAGGUCUAGGGGGCCUUUCUAUUGGCACUAGUCGCACCAGUAGUGUUUUUCGAAAGGACUUGACACAAACAUUUGCGCCACUGGUUGUCGAUCCUACAACGUUGACCGCUGUUGUUAAGACAUCGAUCCGCAUACCUGAGGAUGCAUUCCCCACUAUUACACGCACCCCUGGCAGCAUGAUCAACUUCCGAUACUACGUGGAGGUGGUUGUUGAUCUCCGUGGCAAACUGACUUCACCAGAGCGAUUCCUGCCACGCUUCAAUCUGGUCACCUCCGGAGGCAAUUACUCUUCAAGUGGGCAAGUGCUCAAUCCAUCCGAUAGCGGUGGGAGUGCAAUUACAGCCAACUGGGGAGGAAAUAUUCUGGAUACGGACCAGAUCCGCCGCGAGAAGGGAGUUGUUGCUAUAGCAUUUGAGGUUGUUAUCGGAACCAGGGACUCUCAUCGACGAAAGAGUGAAGUCAGGCGUACAUCGUCUGCUGCAGACGGCUCCGAUUUCCAGCCGUCAGUGGGCAAUUCUACAGACAGGGAAUUCUGGUCCCCUGAUCAAGGCCCCGCCUCUCCCCCCGGACCCGAGUCCUUUGAGUAUCCUCCGCACGAGGACCAUCCCGGAUUUGGGCCAGAAUAUUUUCCUUGGUCGGAGUAUCCGGAAGACCAUCAGCACCCACAGCCUUACCCACUCCAAGGGGACAUAUUCCCCAGCCCACAGUCCGAGGAACCAGUCGACGAGAAGACGCGAUUACGACGCGCUGAACAGACGCUCUUGCCUAGUCAGCCACCGACCGAUCCUGAGGCUGGACCAUCUUCUGCAGCGGAGAUGUCGGUCCCUACUGCGCCUGUGCUUCCAGACGAUGAUCAUAUCCACGACUAUCAUCACCUGUCCUCACCCCCUGCCGGUGGGGUGAGCGGGAUGUCCUCAGCAUUCAUGUCUGCGGAGUCCGUCCAAACCGUAGUUGCAGGUAGCAGCUCUGCGCCACUCCAUGAGCCCUCAGCCGUGGAGGAUAAGUUGGAGCUGGAGCGACAGCGGUUGCUGAUGGAAGCGAGUGCCCCGGAUGACCCAGAUGGUCAUGGCCAGCAUGCGGAUGAUGGACCGAGUGCGCCAGUUUUCCAUGAUGAUGAUGAUGAUGAUGAUGAUGAUGAUCACCAGCUGGUUGGAGGAGCGGCAAAUGGAGACGAGCUGUUACCUCGAUAUCAACGGUGAUAAAAGUGAUUUCCCCGUGAUUUUGACUGGGCUGAUUUAGUUUAUUAUAUUUGCAUUGCGUUUGGGAUAACUGGGAGAUACCACAUUGUUUGUUCUACAGUGAAUUAUAAUUUAUAUUAAAUAUUUGUUCCAUAUCACGAAACAGGGCAUGUAUGGAUUGCCGCUGUACAGAAAAUGCAACCAU
Messenger RNA from Aspergillus ochraceoroseus IBT 24754, 2890 nucleotides. It is a transcript of the gene rim8, whose product is annotated as pH response protein PalF. Bases 388 to 2706 code for a protein of 772 amino acids. Gene Ontology annotation, biological process: ubiquitin-dependent endocytosis. Gene Ontology annotation, cellular component: cytoplasm; plasma membrane; cytosol. Gene Ontology annotation, molecular function: ubiquitin protein ligase binding; protein-macromolecule adaptor activity. NCBI's taxonomy places the organism in Eukaryota, Fungi, Ascomycota, Eurotiomycetes, Eurotiales, Aspergillaceae. The record is from RefSeq and is a predicted model, not a curated record. The transcript has 2 exons.